AUGUCCGGCUCGUCGCGUGCGCUCCAGCGUGCGCUCGCAGGCGUGUUUGCGUCCUGGGACUGCGCCCUGGACUGGAAGGCCGAGCCGUCGCCCCAGAUCAAGGCCCUCUACGAUACCAUCUACGCGUACACGGAGCGCCACAACACACUCGACACAGCCGCCGGCUCGGCCAACGACGAGUUGCGCGCCGCCCACGAGGAGCACGUCAAGGAUAGCGGCGACGUGUCGCGCGAGGUGUUUUUCCUCGAGCUUCUCACGCGGCUCCUGCCCGUGCUCACGGAAGACCAGGUGCUCCUCUGGCUCCGCACGUACCUCCGCCCGGCCGUGGACAGCGCCGGGUUCGACCUUGCGUUUGUGGCCCAGGCACGUGCGUUUGUCCGCGCCGUGACGUCGGACGUGCUUGCGACGCGCGACGCCGCGUUGCUCCAGCGCCGACUCGCGAUUGCCCUGCUGGUCAUGGCCACCGUUGCCCGCGUGUACUUGGGCGGCAGCCCCGCGGCGCACGACGUGCUCGGCGUGCACGUGCUGCCAGCCGAGGCCGCCACGCAGCUCCAUGCCGAGCGCGUGCGCUUCAUUGAGCGGAACGCGUCGGCCAUGCUCCGCGAGUGGGGGCUCAAGAACCCGCAGCCGUUCUUCUCGCUUCUCCACGGGCUCUACGCGGCGCCGGCGCUGCGGGCCAAGGUUCUCGGGCUCGCCGCGCGCGCCGCGGCCAGUAACGUGUCGCAGGUGCUGCGCAUGCUCGACACGCCGUUCUUCGCCGACGUGCUCCGCCUGCUUUUGCUUGACCGCAGUGAGUCCAUAUUGGGCAGCUGCUUGAGCGUGUUGCUCAUGACCGUGGGCAAGGUGUGCCACCGCAUUGCCGCAUUCUUGCCCGAGCUUCUCGCCGUGUACACGCGGCUUCUCUUGUGGAAGGAGCACGGGGCCCUGCUUUCCCCUGCAGACACGGACAGCGGGGCCUGGCAGAUUGCCGACGGUGACAACGAAACUUGCAUCAUGCAGACACAGGUCUACGCCGACGGCCACUUCAACACGCUGCACCUCGCCACCGUGGUGUACGGCUUGUUCCCGUCAAACUUAUUGGCCUUCUGCAGGGCCCCUCACGAGUACACGCGGCGGCACCCGGCGACAAAAUUGGCACUGGAGUGCAAAACCGUCUUCGCGUGCCUAGAGCACGACAGCAACACGCGGGGGGCGCUCAAGGCAAAGGCGGCUCCGCUUUUGUUGCGGCUUAUGGUUCACCCCAACAUCAUCAACAACGUCUCGCUCCAGGAUGAACUCAGCCACCCCGUUCGGUGGAUUCUCGACAAGAACAAGGACGAAGACAUUGGCGAGCAGGAGGUCCUCAUCGAGUGCUUUGCCUUGAACCCAGAUAUCCUUUUCUCCGUCCCGGACGAUCUCGUUCUUCCGAAUCGGCUUCUCCAGAAAAUCCAGUCUGCAAACAGCCUUGCAAGCGACACAUCUGAUCCUAGGUUCCUCACUCCUUCUCCUCCGCUAUUGCCUGCGAAUGACGGGGUUUUCUCAUCGUCGAAAAGAGGCUCUUUCCAACUGUCCGUGGGCUCUAUGGGUCUCUCAUUUGACCCCAAGCUACCCAGCCACUGGCUCAACAUGGACAGGCGUGUAUCGAUUGUCCCCACAAGGCUCACCUUGGAAAACGGCCUCGCAACUCAGCCCCACUCACCGGUCCAGCCGCGAACAGAGCAGGGUGAGAUCGAGUUCAAGCCCUUUGACUUUGACGGCAACAACAGUGUCCAUCAAGAUGAUACCAUGUUGGAUGAUCGGUCAACAGAAGGAAAGAAAAAUGACCAUCUAUCGGAUUUGUUCACUGUCCAUAAAAAGCUCUACACAUCCUCAGCCACCGCCGCUUCGAAUCAGACCAUUGUCAAUACUGAUACUGCUGUUAGUAACACUGCAAGCUCUAAGCGCUCAGCAAGCACAGUGUCCGAUAUUCUCACAAAGCAGCUUCAGACAGAAGGGAAGGCCGAGCCGCAUGUAGAAAACAAAGACCUCCAAUCCGCGGGAAAUGCCGUGGACUUCUACCAACGAGAGCUUCUCUUGAUGAAAAACGAGCUAGAGUUCUCCAGCUACAUGAAAAAUCUCAACAAGAUGAACUACGUGAAAAUCAAGCUCAAAUUUAACAAAAUGAUCAGAGAUCAAAACUUAUCUGCGUGCAAAAAGCGGCAAGGAGAAGCCCACCAUAUUGGUGAUCUUGAAAAGAUCGUAGCUUCUAUGAAGAACCUUCAAGUCAACUCAGACAAUUUCAAGACAAAGAAAGCUGAAGAAAUCAAGGAUUUGCUCACCAAAGUGCAAGCUUUACAAAACGAGACAAUUGAGCUCCGUGCGGUGAACGAGAAGUCACUGUCUCUUUUGACGAGAGAGAAACUUGCUUUCCAGCGUCUUCAAGCUACGCUCGAGACCAAGGAAAACAUGAUUAGACAAUUGCAACAUGAAAUUGAAGUUGAAGUGAAUGCACUUCUGAAGCCGGCCGUUGAAAAAGAUACUAAAGACAAGCCCGCGUCUUCAAUAUUUUUGACCGAGCAAGAAAAGAUUACCGCUAACUUUGACAACCAACUUCACAUUGUCAAGGCACAAAACAAAAGUCUUUCUGCAGAGAUUGACAAAGUAGCCUCAGAUUUGGAGAUGCAAAAAAAGAAUGGCACGGUUGAAUUGAACAAAAAAUGUCGGGAAAUAGAAGAAGCCUUCCGUACACGAGAGGUCCAAUAUGAGCGCAAAAUUAAAGAGCUCAAUCUUAUCCAGUCAAAAUACAAGGUGGCUCUCGACGAAAAGAAUUUGAGAAUUGCCGAGCUAUCGAAAGCGAAACCAAUUCAAAUUCCUGGAGUGGGCUCUCGGACCCGCCCAAGUUCCGCACUGCCACUGGAUCCCAAACCAAUGACCACAAGACCUCAGAUAUUUACGGGAAAUACAAGCGGAGACUACUUUGGGCAUGCUUCAAGACAAAUCGUUGAAGGCUCUGACAGCCACAGCCCUCAUGUCAGGGAUAUCAGGGCAAGUGAAACACUUCGUGUACACUCUGCCUCUUCUAUUCCUAUUAUCAGGGGCAGAGGUGGAUACCAGAAGCGGUCUAAGAAGUUCAUGUGA
This is a messenger RNA of Metschnikowia bicuspidata var. bicuspidata NRRL YB-4993, 3096 nucleotides long. RefSeq lists its product as uncharacterized. Gene Ontology annotation, biological process: regulation of cell cycle; negative regulation of TOR signaling. The record is from RefSeq and is a predicted model, not a curated record. Gene Ontology annotation, cellular component: TSC1-TSC2 complex. The transcript is spliced from 2 exons. The coding region runs from base 1 to 3096 and encodes 1031 amino acids. NCBI's taxonomy places the organism in Eukaryota, Fungi, Ascomycota, Pichiomycetes, Serinales, Metschnikowiaceae.